Messenger RNA from Wasmannia auropunctata (little fire ant), 1508 nucleotides. RefSeq names its product pre-mRNA-splicing factor 18 (gene Prp18). Bases 466 to 1473 code for a protein of 335 amino acids. The transcript is spliced from 4 exons. Lineage: Eukaryota; Metazoa; Arthropoda; Insecta; Hymenoptera; Formicidae. Gene Ontology annotation, biological process: generation of catalytic spliceosome for second transesterification step; RNA splicing. The record is from RefSeq and is a predicted model, not a curated record. Gene Ontology annotation, cellular component: U2-type post-spliceosomal complex; U5 snRNP; U4/U6 x U5 tri-snRNP complex.
UACUGGUUAUACUGUGGUUAUACUGUGGUCAGUUCAGCUAUAAAGGACUGCGUUCAGGAAUUCACGGUAUAUCAUUUUAUCCUUGUUAUUCACCGAAUGUUAAACAAGGAUAAAACAAUAUCUAGAUGCACCUGAAGUUUAUGAACACAGCUAAGAACAGGCCUCAUGUUUUUCACCGAUCGAAAAAAAUUCUUUAUUUUCCUAGUGAAGAGUUGCUUCCCUCUGAAUAUUUCUGUAAAAUUGAAUAAAUCCGCUGCAUAAUAAAAGAUUUGGAUUAAUAAGGGAAAUCAAAUAAACUUAGGGAAAAUUAAAUCGUAUGAAUUUAAUCAAAUUUGUUUUAACACAUUUGUCAACAAUGUAACCUCUUCUUGGAAGAUGCAUUUAAAUUGCUGGAACAAAAGCUUAUGAAAUCUGUUCUCUAUUUGUACAAUUGAACUUUUAUUUAUCUAAUUAUCUGUUAGCAAAAUGGAUAUUCUAAAAGCAGAAAUAAUGAAAAAACGCAAGGAGUUAGAAGAAAGUCAUGUCUUGGAAAAUAAUAAGAAAUAUUUCAAGAGGAGUCAAUUGAUAUCAAAGCAGCAGGAAGUACAUGAAACUGAUAAGGGGAAUAAUGAAGCUACUCCUUCAAAUAUCAGUCAGCAAUCAGAAGAACAUGUAACAGACAGUAGCUCCGAACAUUUGCUGUCCAGGCAAGAAGUAAUUAGGCGAUUACGCGAACGGGGAGAGCCUAUAUUGUUGUUUGGUGAAUCCGAGAUAGAGGCAUUCAAAAGAUUAAGGAAAUGUGAAAUUCUUGAGCCAGAAGUGAACAAGGGCUUCAGAAACGAUUUUCAAGAAGCCAUGGAACAAGUGGAUCAAGCAUAUCUCAAUGAAAUCUUGAUAUCCUCCAAAUCCCAAAAUCUUGAUGGAAAAGGAGAUGUGAACGUGCCUGAUGAAGGUGUCACUUAUGAAGACAUAGAAAAGAUGUCGACUAAGCUGAACAAAGGAGAUAAGGACUUUGAUAUGAAUGUCAUCACUCUGUUUGUGCAAUAUCUAGUCCAAAUGUGGGGCAAUCAGUUAAACAGUCGGUCAACUGCCGAAAAGAUGAGCACGAAGGGAAAGAUGAAUAGCGCCACGUAUGCUCAAACGAGAGAAUAUUUAAAACCGCUUUUACGAAAAUUGAAGAAUAAAUCUCUUCCGGAGGAUAUAACUGACAGCUUAACAGAAAUCGUUAAGCAUUUGUUACAGCGUAACUACAUAUUGGCUAGCGACGCCUAUUUACAAAUGGCAAUAGGCAACUCCCCGUGGCCUAUCGGUGUAACUAUGGUUGGUAUCCAUGCUCGUACUGGUAGAGAAAAAAUCUUCUCCAAGAAUGUUGCUCAUGUUAUGAACGAUGAAACUCAGAGGAAGUACAUUCAAGCGCUCAAAAGAUUGAUGACCAAAUGCCAGGAAUAUUAUCCUACAGAUCCUUCACGUUGUGUAGAGUACUCAAAAAAUUAGAUUUCUACAAUAAAAGAUAAAGUAAGGCAUUAUAA